UUCUCUUCUUUUUUUUCAAAAUGUUUCACGUAAAUAGGCCAGGACCCUUUCUGGAAAGGUUAAAAACUUCAAUUAUACCAAAUCGGAUUCAUGUUCCAAGUCAAAUAGACGAAGAAAGCUUGCCCUUACGAAUUGGUACAAACGUAUCAAUAAAGAAAUUCAACAAGUUUCUUGAGUAUAAAGCACCUCGCGGAUACAAAUACCAACACGACGAUAACGGCAAUGUGUUUAUCGUCGACAUGUCUAAUACAGAACAUGCAAGAGUCGCUUUUACUUUAGGCAUUUGUUUUAAUGCUUUCAAUGGUCCAGGCAUUCCAGCGCCUAAUCGUCCAAUAGUAAUUUCAACCGAUACACUUCAUCCUAGUCCCGUUGUAAGCAUACUGAGAAGAAGGAGGAAAAUGGCCCCUGACCUCGCAAUAGCUCCAAAUGAACCUUACGUCCCAAAACCUACUGUUCCCUAUCCGGGCCCUCCUCCGAGCGACAAUAAUGGUAACUCGCAUGCAAGGAUAAUAGUUGAGUUAGGCAAUCAUCAAUCGGUCCGCGACUGGAUAGCCAAAUGUCAAUUGUGGUUGCAGGUGGUUUACGUCCGCUACGUGUUUGCAAUCAAAUUGCAUAAACCAAAUAAUGCGAGAGAUGCCCAAGGUCGAAAAUAUAGAGCGAUGACAGCAAGGCUCUGGACGCAAGGAGCAGGUUAUCGAGAGUGGGAUUUUGGAUCAAUUCCAAGAGGGGGCCGUAUCCAACGAAACAGACCUAUUCCCACCACUGGAUGUAUCGGUCCGGGACUCCCCGCUUUUGUAGUAAACAUUCCAGUUAAUGAGAUUUUCUUUAAUCCGCCAACAAUCCCACCUCCUGCUGGAUACAUUCCUAUUGCGCCAGUUGGAAUUAAUCCUGGUGCUAAUUUUACUAUUGAUCUUUACUACAUUCAACAAGAGGUCUUAAUGUCGCAAAGGAAUUGAUUUCUUAGAUAAUAUAGCUUCGUACCUCACAAAAGUAUUUUAUUUAUAAAAAAAAUGUUGCAAUUAAUAAUUUUAUUUUUUUUUUAAAAAAAAAAAAAAAUACAGGCGAUUUUUUUUUUUAGCAAUAAACACUUCUAAAAGUUAUUA
Rhizophagus irregularis DAOM 181602=DAOM 197198 is the source of this 1103-nucleotide messenger RNA. RefSeq lists its product as uncharacterized. Lineage: Eukaryota; Fungi; Glomeromycota; Glomeromycetes; Glomerales; Glomeraceae. The record is from RefSeq and is a predicted model, not a curated record.